Messenger RNA from Xenopus tropicalis (tropical clawed frog), 6397 nucleotides. RefSeq names its product solute carrier family 6 (neutral amino acid transporter), member 15 (gene slc6a15). Gene Ontology annotation, biological process: carboxylic acid transmembrane transport. The transcript is spliced from 12 exons. NCBI's taxonomy places the organism in Eukaryota, Metazoa, Chordata, Amphibia, Anura, Pipidae. The coding region runs from base 982 to 3174 and encodes 730 amino acids. The record is from RefSeq and is a predicted model, not a curated record. Gene Ontology annotation, cellular component: plasma membrane; membrane.
AACACAAAAGGACUAAUUCACUAAAGAGGUACAAAGUACAAAAAAAAGCAAGGACAAAAUAGGUAAUUUUUGCCAGCAAUAUUCUGUGCCUCUGUCAGAGAAGGCUGUGCACGAAUUUGUAUGUGACUGUAAUUAGUCUGCAGUCAGGGCUUGUUGGCGCUGGGCGUUAUUUCACCAGGUAUUAUGUACAUGCCAGACACAAGGUGCAGUGGGAGCCAUGUGCUUACCUCCUGACUAACACAGAAAAGCUUCUCUGUACAGGGAACUGAAGCCAUAUAUAUGUGAAUGUGCUUUGCACUUGUGCCUGCCAAUAAUCAGUGAGCCCCUAGUUUUGCCCUAGCAGCAUUCCAAGCCAGCACAGCACAUGCCCUCAGAUGAAACAUGCUGACAUAAAGGGAGACGCUCUGUUCCUGGCAUGGCCUUCCUCUCUGUACCUGGCAUGGCCUGCAGCUUUACACUCAUUUCCCUUCAUGGCAUUUUCUCAGAAUUGUAACAUUUAUGUGAUUUCAGGAGCCGAAGGAUUGUGAGCUAAAGGGCCACUCCCUUGGUCCAGCGUGAGGAAUGGAGCUUGUCGGAGCUUGCACAGAAGGAGGCUCGCCAGACGGAGUCCCCUCCCACCCAUUCUUCUUCUUAUACAUCAGCAGCGGCAGCCGAAGAACAUGUGCGCACCUCGUCACUGCUACACUGGCAACAACACAGCAGCCCUGAAGCCCAAGCGCCCCCAGCAGCUCCGCACCCCCACACCUGCACGGCCCGGCGCCUCCCUCCGUACCCACUAAGGUAACCCAGGAUAAUGGACCUUUAAAAAGUGAAUACACCAGCGCUGCAUGUUUAUAUUUUUCAAGAAAUAAAGACUGUGCUUUUUUUCCUGAAAUUUAAGGUCACUGAGCUUAAACUGAGUUUACUCCCAUAAAGCUUGUUAAAAGACAAUAUAUAUUCUGUACACAUUGAACAUCUGCAGAACCUGCUUUUUUACUUCAGAUGCCUAAGAACAGUAAGGCAGCAAAGAGAGAGCUGGAUGAUGAUUUUGUGGAAUCUGUUAAAGAUUUACUUUCCAAUGAGGAUUCUGGGGAUGAAAGCUUUAAGAAGAGUGAGCUGGUGGUCAGUGAUGAUGUAGAUAAGGACAGAGAUAUUGAAGAAGGUUCUGAUAUUGAUGAUGAGAGACCAGCAUGGAACAGCAAACUGCAGUACAUACUUGCACAGGUUGGAUUUUCAGUUGGCUUGGGAAAUGUUUGGAGGUUUCCCUAUUUAUGCCAGAAGAAUGGUGGAGGUGCCUACUUAGUGCCAUAUUUAAUCCUUCUUCUGCUAAUUGGAAUUCCAGUCUUUUUCCUGGAGCUGUCGGUGGGACAGAGAAUAAGGCGGGGAAGUAUUGGAGUCUGGAACUACAUUAGCCCUAAAAUGGGCGGAAUUGGAUUUGCAAGCUGCAUUGUUUGUCUGUUUGUGGCACUAUACUACAACGUCAUUAUUGGGUGGAGUCUGUUUUAUUUCUCCCAAUCCUUUCAGCACCCUUUGCCUUGGGAUCAGUGCCCUUUGGUGAAAAAUGCUUCAAACACUUUUGUGGAGCCUGAAUGUGAGAAAAGCUCUGCUACUACCUAUUACUGGUACAGAGAAGCACUGAAUAUUUCCAACUCAAUCACAGAAGGGGGUGGGCUGAACUGGAAGAUGACACUUUGCUUGCUUGCUGCUUGGAUUUUGGUUUGUCUUGCUAUGAUCAAGGGCAUCCAGUCUUCAGGGAAAGUUAUGUACUUCAGUUCUCUGUUCCCAUAUGUGGUACUUACAUGUUUCCUUGUACGGGCACUGCUUUUAAAUGGAUCAGUUGAUGGAAUUCGCCACAUGUUUACACCAAAGCUUGAAAUAAUGCUUGAGCCCAAAGUCUGGCGAGAAGCUGCCACUCAGGUGUUCUUUGCGCUUGGCCUGGGAUUCGGAGGAGUCAUUGCCUUUUCAAGCUACAACAAAAGGGACAACAACUGUCAUUUUGAUGCUGUCCUGGUGUCCUUUAUUAACUUUUUCACCUCUGUCCUGGCAACACUAGUGGUGUUUGCCGUGUUAGGAUUCAAGGCAAAUAUUAUGAACGAGAACUGCAUUUCCAAAAACACAGUCAAGAUUGUGAAAUAUUUAGAAGCUGGCAAUCUCAGCUGGAGUAAUGUUCCACAUCAUGUCAAUUUCUCAAGUAUGUCAGCACAGGACUAUAACCUGGUCUAUUACAUAUUUCAGAAAAUAAAAGAAGAAGAAUUUGACAGCCUAGGGCUGGACUCCUGUCAGAUAGAAGAUGAGCUUAACAAGUCAGUCCAAGGGACUGGGUUGGCUUUUAUUGCCUUCACUGAAGCUAUGACACAUUUUCCUGCUUCUCCUUUUUGGUCAGUGAUGUUUUUUCUCAUGUUAGUGAACUUGGGCCUUGGCAGCAUGUUUGGAACUAUUGAAGGCAUUAUAACUCCCAUUGUUGAUACAUUUAAAGUACGGAAGGAACCACUCACUGUUGGAUGCUGCCUGCUUGCAUUCUGCAUUGGCCUACUCUUUGUACAGAGGUCAGGAAAUUACUUUGUUACGAUGUUUGAUGACUAUUCUGCUACAUUACCACUGCUGAUUGUGGUCAUUUUAGAGAAUGUUGCAAUUGCUUGGGUAUAUGGCAUAGACAAAUUCAUGGAUGAUUUAAAGGACAUGCUAGGUUUUACCCCAUACAAAUACUAUUACUAUAUGUGGAAAUACAUCUCUCCUGUCUUGUUAACUAUUCUUCUUAUGGCAAGUAUAGUUCAGAUGGGAUUCAGUCCGCCAGGCUACUAUGCAUGGAUUGCAGAAAAGGCCAGUGAAGAACGUAUAAGUUACCCUCCAUGGGGCCUUGCUGUCUGUAUAUCACUUAUCGUGUUUGCAUUGUUGCCUGUGCCAGUAGUGUUCAUCGUCCGUACUUGCAACCUCAUUGAUGAUAGCACUGGAAGCCUGGCAUCGGUGUCCUAUAAAAGAGGAAAAAUGAUCAAAGAAACAUCAAACCUUGAAGAUGACGCAAGCUUAAUCCAUGAGAAGAUUCAAAGCGAAAUGCCGUCUCCUAAUAUUGGAAGUAGUAUUUAUCGAAAGCAAAGCGGAUCCCCAACUUUAAAAGUGGAUACUGCUCCAAAUGGACGUUACGGCAUUGGGUACCUAAUGGCAGAUAUGCCGGACAUGCCUGAAUCAGACUUGUAGUUGACUCAACAAAAAGUACUUUGUAUUUGGUACUGCACAUUUAUUCUUCUUAAAAGGAGAGGUUGGCUUUAAUGGAAUCAAAGUUGUUAAAUGUUCUUGGAAUUAAUAAUACAUUGUUUGAAGGAGAGGUUUAGACUCUACAAUCCUCUCCUGGGCUGUUACUAGGCCUGAGGUGUACAGGAUAAAGCUCUUGUUCUUAGUUCUUUUUAGGACCUCUACUACUUUGUGUCUUACCUCUCUGUGCCUAACUUUGUCCCAGUAUUGGUUUCUUUUUCUAAAACAAUAAUUCAGCAUACAAGCUCUUUUUACUGUCUUACAUUUAUGCAUAUGAUCAAUCUGAUGUAAGAACAGCGAGUACUGUAAGUAAAAGCACUUAUUAUCACCAAUGAACCCGUAACACACACCAAAUGCAAGUGCAGUAUUAACAGGGUAGUCAGGUCCUGCAUAUACAUACUCAUCAAGCCAUAAUUUAUUUUUUGAACUUUAAUCCUGAGUUGUUGUGAUUUAGCAUCUUAGAAAAGUAUGAAUCUGUCUGAGGAAAUCAGGGAUUUUUUUAUUCUGCCAAUUCAAAUGUUUUGACAUACAUAAGCCCAUUUCAUGUAUCUUCAUCUGAGGAUAUAUGGAGGCAGAGGGAGGUCACUUGACAUUUUGAGGGAGCUUUAUUAAAAUGUAAACUGGGUAAACUUAAUUUAUUCUUAAUAAGUUUUAAGAAAUUGGCAUGUUUAUCACAGCAUUCCCUGCUUUGACAGAUGUGUAAUUUGGUCCGAAUAUUUUUGACAGCUUUGAGGAGUUCUUCUAAAUUCAUUCUAUGCUACGGUGUGUUAGAGCUGCUGUAUGUGGCAGCGCUGAGCUUUAACACCAUACAGAACCAGUAAGCCCAAAUGUUAACGAGCCUUGCAUUAAAACACACAUUGCAAAUUGUGUUUCUCAACUGAAAUUCAUAUUUUGAAUUAUUAACUAUAGGUAUUGUUACUGUUCAGUUAAGGAAAUACCUUUCAUAAAUCAGCUCCUGUGUUCAUUUUUGUAUUUACAUUUGAUGCCACAUUUGGCUUGGCCGUGCCAGUGAUCCCUGCCCUACUAAAUUGGCAUAUGCCAGGAAAGUCUUUGUGCAUUGCUGACUGCCUAGAAGUGUGUUUACCCCUCACCUCCAUUGCCAGAUUUAGACAAAAUUGUCCAGUGGUGGCCAGGGGAGAUGAAUUGCAUUUUUUUUCUAUAUAGGCAUCCAUAGGCCACUGUCCUAAAGCCCUAGACACGUGCCCUUGGGUGCUUGUAUAGAAAAUACAGCUUAUUAGUGAACACUACCCAGAUGAGCAACUGUACAAUCUGCUUGCUGGUUCACAUUCCAUGUUGUCAGAUAAAACAAAAAGUAUUUUAAAGGCUCUGUGACUUUUUUUUCUGUACAAAGUUUCUUGAAUGUAUCAAAGUAUUGUACUAUAACGAAGAGAGCACUGAUGGAAAUAUUUUGCACAGCCACAGAGAAUGUACUGCUGGUAAAUUUCAUACUGUUAACUGAAUUGACCAAUUGAAACAUUGCACUUGAGAAAAAAAAAAAAGACAGCAUAAAAUGUAUUUUAGGGACUACUGGGACUCUUUUAUUCCCCUCCUGACAUAUUAAUUUAUGUUUCAAAACCAAAAACGGUUAAUAACAUUAAGUAAAGUAAGGCAAUUAGUUCUCCUUUUUUGGAAGCAAAUACAGGUGCAAAAAUAUAUAUAUAUUUAUAUAUAUAUUUUUUUUAAUGUUCAGGGUUGCUGAUAUGAGUCCUGAUAUUAUCGAACAGCAGUGCUGGCAAGGGAAACAGUGUAAAAUGCGUGACUUUCCCCACCACAGAUUUAUGUGAGACACUAUAUGACCUGCCCCGUUCACCGGCCUCACCCAGUACCUGAGGAGGUGCAGCUCUAAUGGGUGGUGGGAUGGGUUGACCAUGAGUGUUGUUGGGAACAGCCAGUUUGCAGGUUGCUGAUAAUCAGUUACAUGGCCAUUCAGUUGCUGACAGCCAGGAACCUGGAAACUGCAUGAUGUGCAGCUGUCCUACAGCGUGCGUGCAGAUUAAAAAAGUGAAGAAAAGCAUGAUAGCGAUGCUUUAAUUGCAUGAAAUGACCGAUCUGAACCUGUAUAUUCUUACCUUCAUUUGCCUCAUUUCUUCAAUAAUCUUUCUUUAUCUUUGUCUUUCUACUUUCUAUUUCAUUAAGCAAACUCCAUUAUAUGUAUUAUGAAUUAUGCCUUCCUUCUAGCAACCCUGUAUUAACACUCCAUUUAUUAAAAUCUGUCUCAGAUUUUAUUAUUUUACUAACCUGUAUGAGUAAUUCAAUAUUAAUUUCUCCAUGUUGCUAAUGUAUAGUAUAUAAUGUUAUAGACUGUACUUAUUUUAUUAACACUGAUAAUUCAUUUGCGGUUAGCUGAGUAAGAUAAAUCAGUGUGCUUAAUAUUUUCUUAUGGAUUAGCUCUAUAAAUGAUUUUUAACCAGAAGAAAUAUAGCACUUAAAGGCUGUGGGUACAAAUAUAUUGCCCAUCUGUGGAUGUAUAGUAUGACCUAAAACUGUAUAUUUCAGUAAGAAAUGUGUUUAGUUGCAAGAUAAUGCUGGCUUAUGUAUGAAGGGGUACAAGUGUUGGCGUACUUAUGGGCACCAGUGUUCAUUAGCGCUAGUUUAAUCGUUGUUAGUCCAACACUCCCAAGACGCACAAGGAAGUCCUGUGCUAAAGCCCUGCCUCGAUCAGAUUGUAGGUACAGGGUUUCUGAUGUGCCUCGUGCCCACCAGUGAUCCAUCUAGAACCUUAUGGAUAGCACACUAGGAAAGGGCCAUGCAUGUGGACAGCAAUGAGCCACCCACAUGCUGCCAAAGUCAUGGUGGGUGCAUCUUGCCCCACUUGCUAGCAAUUAUAGCUAAUAGAAAAAUACACAUUUGUAGUUUUUAAUGUUGCUUCUUUAACACAAUUAUUGGUUGAUAUUUAUUGUAGCUACAUCAUGUACAACAUGCAGUAUAUUUAUAGAUUCCCCAGUACUGUAAAUAUGUAUAUAACUACCUUGCUUUAAAGAGUCAAAGCUUAGCAACUCUUUCUCAAAAUGAUGCACAUGCAUCUCGCUUGUCUCUUUUAUCCAAAGAGAUUACCUAUUUUUCUGCUAUUUUGAAAAUGUAUACACUAUGUACAUUCAUAUAUGUAUAAUGCAUAUACAUUUGAAAAUGUAUACAGUAUUACAUGCAUAAAUAAAUAAGAUCAAUACAU